AUGCAGGCAGCGACGCAGGCAGCGACCAAUACAUUCCGCACGACAUUUUCAUACAGCCGCAAGCUAGUGUGGUUCCCGGGCCAUCAGUCAAAAGCACUUCGAGAUCUCCGACAUUCACUCUUCAAUGUCGACCUGGUUGUCGAAGUACGAGACGCACGCAUCCCAUUCUCAUCCGCCAAUCUGAGACUAGAUAACGUCCUAAAAGGUGUAGACAGGCUCAUUGUCUUUAAUAAGAGCGACUUGGCUAGCAAGAAUUUGCAGCUGUCGAUACAGGACUCGAUACUCAAAUAUACGGGCUGCCAGAGUCUAUUCACCAAUGCCUUCAAGUAUCACGGUGUGAGCCAGAUACUCAACUAUGCUACUGAAAAGGCACAACGAGAUCCAUCUAAAUACCCAUAUCUCUCCAUGAUGAUUGUCGGUGUGCCCAAUGUAGGCAAAUCUUCCCUUAUCAAUGCUCUGAGAUAUAUUGGUUUGAAAAGAGGGGACAAGGUCGCUCCAGUAGCUCCUCACGCUGGAGUAACAAGAGCAAUUCAAAACAAGGUCAAGAUACACGAGGAUCCUAAUAUUUAUCUUAUUGAUACUCCGGGAGUAAUAGACCCACACAUAAUCGACCCAAUCCACGGCCUCAAAAUCGCCCUCACAGGCGGCACAAAGGAUUCCACAACAGUAAUGAUUGACGUGGCAGACUACCUCCUCUUCCGUCUAAACCUCUCCAAAACAUGCAAAUCCAUCUACCCACACGAAUUCUCCCUCCCGGCUCCAACAGACGACCUAUCCACCGUCCUCACAGCCGUCGCCAAGAAAUACAAUAUCCGCGCAGACACGUCACCGAAAGGACUAGCUGUGCCUAUAGAGCAGGUCACGGAAUGGGACGCGGAUCGAGCCGCGUUGAAAUUCGUGACUCUGUAUCGGAAGGGGUAUCUCGGGAGUAUGGUGCUGGAUGAUUGCACUGAAGAGGGUGUGAAGGAGUGGUUUGGAAAGAAGGAUGAGAGGGUGCUGAAGGCUAAAACGUUGAGUGAUGGGGUUGAUGCUACUAGUGGGAAGAGGAAGAAGAGGGUUAAGAAGAGGGAGGGGGAUGACGUGCUUGUUGCUACUGAUUCGUUUUCCUUGUAA
This is a messenger RNA of Synchytrium microbalum, 1113 nucleotides long. RefSeq lists its product as uncharacterized. Gene Ontology annotation, cellular component: mitochondrion. Bases 1 to 1113 code for a protein of 370 amino acids. The transcript has 5 exons. Gene Ontology annotation, molecular function: GTPase activity; GTP binding. The record is from RefSeq and is a predicted model, not a curated record. Lineage: Eukaryota; Fungi; Chytridiomycota; Chytridiomycetes; Synchytriales; Synchytriaceae.